UUUUCUUGAGGCCGUUCGCCAACAAGCGUGCUCUCCGCACGCCGCGUCGUGAACGUCGUCGUCGUCGACACCGCCGCCGAGCGGCCAGAAUUGUCGCUGUCGCGGCACGAAUGGCAGCCAACAUCCGCCGCCGGCUUCCGAUCGACACGUGAGUCGCAGUGCCAAGGACUCUCCAGCGAGGAGUAAACACAGUGACCACGGCGGGACCGUGUUUUCUUCAGUCGAUAUCUCGAAGCGGCACUAGCACACACUUUCCCAGAAUGCUGCGUUUACUAGUAUUCUGCCUCGCAGUGGUCACCGCCAGCAGCCAAAGAUCGUCCACCACCACUGAGCGCUACGAGGACACCCUCUACAAGUUCCUUGACCUUCUAGAAGAUGACGACCCUUCACGUGUCCCCGGAGCACCCGUAUUCACAGGACCAAGAAGCACCUACAGACCGAGCAUACCUCGAGUGCCUCCUCCUGUUCCACCGAGACGCAUAUUCAGGCCAGUCAGGCCAAUUCCCAGCGUGUCCUCCCCGUCGUUACCGGGGGGCACGAUCAGGGAUGCCAACGCAUAUAUGGACACCAUCGUGCAGCAGAAGAUGCUGCGACUUCUCAAGGCCACUCCUAGGCUGUACCCUUCGGCAGUGAUUCCGUUCUUCAAGUUUAAGGUGUUGAAGACGGGCUUCACGAAUCGGGACUUGAAGGUGAACAUGACCGCGGGCGUAUUCCGCGGUUUCGACACCGGCAUCCGACGCUUGGGUGACUGCGACAAGCCAACUCACGUGGGCCGCAACACUAGCGUCAGCUGCACGCUCGACUUCAGUGGCAUCACGGCCAGCUUCGUCGCCGUGACAAAAGGAGACGACCUGGCGGGCACCAUCAAGGCCGUCCCGGUGAACGUGGUGGUGCGCAGCGGAACGGCGCGCGUCGAGGCGACGGCUGCGCCGGGCAAGGAGGCCAUACUGCGCACGUUCCUCAUCGACUACGUCAGUCUGGACGUCGCCCACGGCGCCAACCUGAGCCUCAACGAGGACCGCGACAGGGGCUUCAAGCACCACGUGCGCACGAAUGUGGCAAAGGAGCUGGACGCCCUCAUGCACGAAGAGUACGCGCCGCUCCUGGGGCGAGCCAUCGCCACCACGGAACUGCCGAAGGCCUGAAGCGUACACAAGAUUGCUCAGUCGAGAUGGCGCUGUACCGAUGACGUCAUUUUGUGCUCACGGAUUUCCCAGUGUUUUAAUUGGCUUACGUUGCGAAAACUUGUCUUCUGGUGGAGAAGUCCAGAAGUGUCGCCAGGAUGAAUUUUAGUUUAUUUUCGAACGCACUGCAUUUCUACUUUCUUCAAUACAUAUUAAUAAAUGAACCGGGGGCAAAAAAGACACCGCUGAAAGCUAUGACGUAGCAAGGAUUCGCUACAUGAAGUCAAAGGUGAUGUUCCGACAUAUCUUUUGUUAUAACGUCCUUUCUAUUUUAUCGAGGUCAUUGUAGGAUAGGCUCAUCCUCAGUUCUAUCUGUGGAAGCUUUACAAUUAACUUGGUUCAACAUUUCUCUUCAUUUUUAACUUGAAGCUCGCGCUUCUAGCUCUGACUGUGCAUACCAAUACAACUUGGUUUGAGAUUGCUAGGUUUAUGAGACACCCUGCAGUGGGGAUUUCGUACUUCGAACGAUGAUAUUUCUCAGAAAUGAGCUUCUGGAGGGACGUAAACGGAUGCUUCAGCAAAUUUCUGUGAACAUUGAACCAGUCCACAACACCCCAUUGUGUCUAAGGUGCGUCGCGCAAUCAUGUGAUAUAAGAAACUUUGGUCAUGCGAGUCAAGAGAGUGCAUGCUCACGCUGUGGUGGCAGCAAUGAUCAUUGAAGCUCUCCACUACACGAAGUGGUUGGAGCUUAGCGCUGUUCCACACAAGUGUAUCGUACUAGUCUUUUAUUAAUCUUAGAGCUGUCAGCGAGUCUACCUUUGCUUGUGCUGAAUUUAUAAUUGAAUAUACUUUACUGCACAAAUCAAAAGCCAUAUUUUUUCAUAAUUAAUCUCGCAAUGGGACUUCAGCUGAGCAGACGUCUCGGCGAUGGCACGCAAUAUUACCUGUGAAUGCUGACUAAAUGUUAAGCAGCGUGCUUGAUUUUGCAGAGCUCAGUGUUUACCAACCGGCGACCUGGAUUUGGCAUACCAGCGCUUUUUUUUUUUUUACCAACAAGUAAUGUAUCUCUUUUCGUGACAGGUUUUACUUCGUGCAAGGCGGGACAAUAUGCACAAGUCGCACAAGUUAAAAGUGUGCACUAUUAUUAAAGGGCAUUUAGGUAUCGGGAGCUACAUGAAACCGACCACAUGCAUGAGCUACCAAAUAAAGUUUUUUUGAUCGUUUC
Dermacentor silvarum is the source of this 2349-nucleotide messenger RNA. RefSeq lists its product as uncharacterized. The record is from RefSeq and is a predicted model, not a curated record. The transcript is spliced from 8 exons. Lineage: Eukaryota; Metazoa; Arthropoda; Arachnida; Ixodida; Ixodidae. Bases 261 to 1145 code for a protein of 294 amino acids.